CCAGCAGACAGUGAGCUGCAGCUCACAGGGACUUAACAAAAACCUCUCAUCAGACACUUCACCCGGAGAAAAAACACUUCUUCAAACUCAUACAGAGAUAUAGGAUAAUUUAUGACCUUAUUUUUCUGCCACUAUAAAAAAAAAAAAGAGGGGGUUUUGGAGAAGGGGUGGCGCAUGUGAGCUGGAGAUCCUAUUACAGAGAUCCAGACUUUUUCAUGGCAAGUUUUUUUGGAAGUUGGGGGAGGGAAGAAGAAUCUGCAACUUUCCUAUCCAGCUUAAACGACACAAAUGGAUACUUUAUUACCGCUCUAAGAUCACCAUCCGCGUUUUCAACGCUUGAGGACAUUUUGCGCGGCGGUUAGAUUUUGGAUAAUGAAGGAAUUCGUGAAAACCCUAAAGGGAUCGGAUGAGAAGUGCAGAAUGAAAAAGUUUGGAAGGACUUCGGGAAAACUUUAAAUUGAAUCUCUCUCCCCCCCCCUCCCCUCCCAAGAUGUCUUCCAAGAGUUGGAGCCCCAUUGUUGGAUUUUACGGGAUGCUUUGCGUCUGGGCUGCCUGGCUUUCUGGCUGCGGGGCAGUGCUGUCUCCAAAUGGGACGAUAUUUGAGGAUACCUGCAAGAAAACCACAACUUGCGAGGUGCUUAAAUACAACACAUGUUUGGGAUCGCCUUUACCAUACACUCACACUUCUCUGAUCCUGGCGGAGGACUCCAGCACCCAAGAAGAGGCUUUUGAGAAGUUGACCAUGUGGUCCGGUUUGCGGAACGCCCCUCGCUGUUGGUCGGUCAUCCAGCCUCUGCUCUGCGCCGUCUACAUGCCCAAAUGCGAAAACGGCCGAGUUGAACUGCCCAGCCAGAGCCUCUGUCUGACUACACGUGGUCCAUGUAGCAUCGUGGAUCGGGAGCGAGGCUGGCCCAGCUUUCUCAAAUGUGACAAAUUCCCUGUGGGCUGUUCGAAUGAGGUGCAAAAGCUGAAGUUCAACACAUCGGGCCAGUGUGAAGCUCCUCUGGUGAAGACGGACAUUCAGUCGAGCUGGUACAAGGACGUGGAGGGCUGUGGUAUCCAGUGUGACAAUCCUCUGUUCACUGAAGAGGAGCACAAUGACAUGCACGCCUAUAUCGCUUACUUUGGCACCAUCACCCUCCUCUGCACUUUCUUUACCCUGGCCACAUUUCUUGCAGACUGGAAAAACUCUAACCGCUACCCAGCUGUCAUUCUCUUCUACAUCAACGCCUGUUUCUUUGUGGGCAGCAUCGGCUGGCUGGCCCAAUUUCUGGAUGGCGCACGUGAAGAGAUUGUAUGCAAGAGCGACAACACGAUGCGACUCGGGGAGCCCUCGUCUUCGGAAACGCUGUCAUGCGUCACCAUCUUCAUCAUCGUCUACUACUCCCUGAUGUCGGGUGUGAUUUGGUUUGUCAUGCUGACAUAUGCCUGGCACACAUCCUUCAAAGCUCUGGGCACUACUCACCAGCCACUGUCUGGUAGAACCUCUUACUUCCAUAUGGUCACCUGGUCCAUCCCCUUUGUCCUCACUGUGGCCAUCCUAGCAAUCGCUGAGGUUGAUGGAGACUCUGUGAGCGGGAUCUGUUUUGUGGGCUACAAGAAUUACAGGUAUCGUGCUGGCUUUGUGCUGGCACCCAUUGGAGUGGUGCUUGUUGUUGGUGGCUACUUUCUCAUUCGAGGCGUUAUGACAUUAUUUUCCAUCAAAAGUAACCACCCCGGUCUCUUGAGUGAGAAAGCAGCGAGCAAAAUCAAUGAGACAAUGCUGCGACUUGGAAUAUUUGGAUUCCUUGCCUUUGGUUUUGUCUUUAUAACCUUUGGCUGCCACUUUUAUGACUUCUUCAACCAAGCUGAGUGGGAAAGAAGCUUCAGGGACUAUGUGCUGUGUGAGGCCAACGUGACAAUCGCCUCUCAGACAAACAAGCCCAUCCCAGAAUGCACCAUUAAGAACCGCCCCAGUCUGAUGGUGGAGAAAAUUAACCUGUUUUCCAUGUUUGGGACGGGUAUCGCCAUGAGUACCUGGGUCUGGACCAAAGCCACCAUCCUCAUCUGGAAACGCACCUGGUGCAAGAUCAUUGGCCGUAGCGAUAAUGAACCGAAGAGGAUAAAGAAAAGCAAGAUGAUCGCCAAGGCAUUCGCGAUGAGGAAGGAGCUCCACAAAGAUCCAGAGAAAGAGCUGUCCUUCAGUAUGCACACCGUGUCCCACGAAGGACCAGUGGCCGGAAUCAAUUUUGACCUAAACGAGCCAUCAAAUGACAUGUCGUCGGCUUGGGCACAGCAUGUGACAAAGAUGGUGGCCAGACGAGGUGCCAUCCUCCCACAGGACAUUUCUGUUACUCCCACUGGUACACCAGUGCCCCCUCCAGAGGAGAGGAACCGCCUGUGGAUGGUGGAGGCCGAAAUUUCACCGGAAAUGAUAAAGAGGAAAAAGAAGAAGAAGAAGAGGAAGAAGGAGGUGCGUCCGGUCGAGGAGAUGGUGGACCACCAGGUUUAUCGCCAGCGCGAGUUUGGUCGCAGCUCAGUGCCCCGUCUGCCCAAACUGCCUCCUCAUCCAAGCCUGGUUGCCAAUCUGCGGGAACAGCAGAGACAACAACAGAAGAUUGAGGAGGAAGUUCUGCCUGGGUCUUACCCAGACUUCCAACCUUCACGCCGUCUGUCAUGCGAGGAGAAGUGUCCCUACCUGCAGUACCAGACCAGCCAGAAUGGCUAUGGCCACAGCAUGCUAUCUGACCCCCUGACCUUCAGAGAUCGUCCAGAGGAUCUGGGUCUUGGUCCGCGUUACCCUCCCUCCAAUUGGCAGCCUAGUGCGUCUUCACGCUACCCUGGAGAAAUGGAUAUCACUAAUGGAAUAUCAGAAAGAAUGGCCCACGUGGCUCGGGUACCAGCAGGCCGGAGGGCUGGUUACGGACCCAUCCACUCCAGGACCAAUUUAAUGGAGGCGGAGCUUAUGGAUGCUGACUCUGACUUCUAAAAUCAUAGCUGAAAUAGACUGUUUUAAGGUAUACGUACAUAGCAAGGUAAAAACAAAAAAAAAGUGCUGGAUACUUUCGCAAAUUCUUACUAAAGUGCAGCAAAAUCCCAAUGCCUGGACGUUAAGAUGGAACGAAGCUGGUCAUUUUUUUUUUCUUAAAAAAAACGCAAAGGGAUAAAAUAGAAUGAAAAGUGUUGUGUAUAAGAAAAUAUUUUUAUAUUUUAUUUGUGUCCAGUAAAAUUUUAAAAGCAACUCCAGGAUGAUAAGUCAAAUAAGGCAGCUAAAACCGUACAUGGCUUGAAACAAUACAGAAACCCAGAUGUCUUUAUCCUGAAGCACCGACUCAUUCAUCCGCCUGCAUCAGCUCCAACCUGCUGGUUACAACUUCAAGCUCUGUGUGUUACGGUGGGGCCCGACGCUCCUAUCGGUGCCAGUCAAGGAUGAAUUAACCAGGUUUACUUUUCCUGGGAUUAUCAAUGAAUGACUUCUUCUAGAAGACUAUUUUAAAAUGUCUUUUUUUUGUUGUUGCUAUAUUUAAUAUUUUUUAUUGACGUCUUAUCUCACGAGUAUUUCAUUACUCCUAGGGCAGCAGAAGCUGUAUAAUACUGUUUAACGCAAGUCUUCUCUUGUAUUAUAUUUUAAUGUUUUGCUCUCUCUUCAAGCUACUAUGUAUCUAUUAAUUGUUUGUUCUUAUGUACAGUUGAGGUACUAACCAUUACCCACAUGCCCCCUCACCCUAUAAAUACUAAUAAUAGCUAAAUGCUAUUCUAGUACACACUGGGACUAAAAUGAAAUUGGAUCCACACAUGAUAACUUAUAGCUUCUUUUACACUUCAUUUUCGAUGCCUUAAAUAGUAAAGCCUCUUUUUUUCUUUUAUUAAAUAAGCUACUGUAACUGUGUAGUUAUAUGUGCACACUCUGUUGCCUGGUGCAAUAAUUCUACACUUUCUGCUUUGAUUGGAGGAAAACUUACUUCACAGUUUUGCUGCAUUGGACUGAAAUUGUACAUUUCAACUUUUCCUCUACAUUUUUUUGCAGCUGAAUUUCUACUUUUUCUUAUUCUGUUGUAAAUAUUAAGUCAAAACUGCAUCCUCCUCGGUUCGGUUAAAAAAAUAAUAUUUUUUGGGAUAAUGCUCCACAGGGAGCUUAUUCAGAUCUGAAAAUAAAAAGUGCAGAAUUUUCCAUCUCUCUCUUUCUGUGUGUACUGUAUUAGCUGCUCAUAGAUUUCGCAAUCUGUUAUAUUUCCAGAUGUACAAAUCACUCGAUUCUUCUGCUUACAUGAUGUUGAACAAAAGGGAAGAGUCAACUGCUCUAUGAAAGAAAAAAAUCUGCCGCUGUACUCGUGCUGUAACCAAAAUAUCACCUACUAUCGUCACGUGUGUUUACGCUUACUGUGGAUAAAUGAUGCUGAAGUAAACUGUGUUAAAUCGCUACUUAGUCAACACAGACACAUUUUGUUACAUAGAAGUGUAUGAGAAUUAUUUAUGUUAUUAGUAGUUGCCACACUGCCACACUAUGAAUUCAAUAACAAAAAAAAAGCUGAUGUCCACCUAAAAAGUUUGUGUUAAAAAAAAAAUAGAAAUGAAGAUUACUUUUGAAAAGUAAUAAUUUCUGUUUUUUUGUAAGCUGUCUGAAGAUUAACUGUGGCGCUUUGUGUGUUUAGUCUCCAAACUGAGUAUAAGAAUACUGUCACUUUUACUGUGCAGCUGUAUUUUUUUGUUUGUUUUUAUAUGUAAAUAAAAUUUUAGUGAAAAGUGAAA
Messenger RNA from Oreochromis niloticus (Nile tilapia), 4728 nucleotides. It is a transcript of the gene smo, whose product is annotated as smoothened, frizzled class receptor. Gene Ontology annotation, molecular function: transmembrane signaling receptor activity; patched binding. Gene Ontology annotation, cellular component: plasma membrane; dendrite; cilium. Gene Ontology annotation, biological process: central nervous system development; smoothened signaling pathway; commissural neuron axon guidance. NCBI's taxonomy places the organism in Eukaryota, Metazoa, Chordata, Actinopteri, Cichliformes, Cichlidae. The transcript is spliced from 13 exons. The record is from RefSeq and is a predicted model, not a curated record. Bases 491 to 2968 code for a protein of 825 amino acids.